Messenger RNA from Candoia aspera, 1941 nucleotides. RefSeq names its product vomeronasal type-2 receptor 26-like. Gene Ontology annotation, molecular function: G protein-coupled receptor activity. The record is from RefSeq and is a predicted model, not a curated record. Gene Ontology annotation, cellular component: plasma membrane. The annotation marks the transcript as partial. Lineage: Eukaryota; Metazoa; Chordata; Lepidosauria; Squamata; Candoiidae. The transcript is spliced from 6 exons. Gene Ontology annotation, biological process: G protein-coupled receptor signaling pathway.
AUGCGGAGCAUUGCACCAGAUGUCCAGACAACCAGUAUCCAGGACCAAGAUGAGUGCAUUCCAAAGGUAAUAAUCUUCCUCUCCUAUAAUGAACCUUUGGGGAUCCUCUUGGCUUCCUUGGCCCUUUUCUUCUCCUUCACCACACUCUCCAUCUUAGGAAUCUUCACUGAAUUCUUAGAAACCCCCAUAGUCAGGGCCAACAACCGGGACCUCUCCUACAUCCUCCUCAUUUCCCUCCUGGGUUCCUUCUUGACCUCCUUCCUCUUCAUUGGCCGUCCAAGGAAUGCCACCUGCCUUCUUCGACAGACAAACUUCAGCCUCAUCUUCUCAGUGGCUCUUUCAUCUCUCUUGGCCAAAACAGUCACGGUGGUCUUGGCUGUCUUGGCCACAAAACCAGGGAACGGAAGCUUCACAGUGACUACCAGUGAAAUGAUUAUAAAGUUUGGUCCAUACUACAAGUGGAGACAAGUCAAUGUCUUUGUUUACCAUGCAGAGACCAGUUCUUUCCUCGAAGGCAUAGCAGUAAUAGAAAAGGUGCUUUCUGGCUUUGAGACACCCAUUGUAGGAAAGGUCUGGCUCACAACAGCCCGCUGGGACUUCACUUUAGAACCUGCCUCCAUCCUUGGCUACAACCAGUUCUCUUAUCCUGAUUGGAGACAACCCAUGAGGAAGGGCCUGAACAAGUGUCAGCAGAGGACCAAUGGUCAGCUUCAUCCCUUCCUUCAGAACCCCCAGUUUUAUAAUAAUUCCAUGGAAGGUGUAUACUUGGAUGAGAAAGGAGACCUGGUGGCUAACAUGGACAUCAUGAACUCUGUAAUUUCUGCCAACAAAACCAUAACUCGAAUGAAACUGGGGCAUCUAGAAAGACAGAGAUCCCAAGAUUUCAAACUCACAAUCAACCCAAAUAGUAUUGCAUGGAUGGAAAUGCUGAGCAAGCCUCUGCCUCCUUCCCGGUGUGUGGAAAGCUGUCCUCCCGGAUUCAGGAAGGUGGCUCAGGAGGGGAGGCCCAUCUGCUGCUACGACUGUCUUCCUUGUCCAGAAGGAACCAUCUCCACCAUGGAAGAUGCAGAAAUGUGCACCAGAUGUCCAGAAGAUCAGCAUCCAAACAUAAACCAAAAUCGCUGCAUCCCAAAGGCUAUAAUCUUCUUAUCCUAUAAGGAUUCUUUGGGAAUUGUCCUAGCAACCGUUGCCCUCUUCUUGUCAUUAAUUACAGGCUUUGUUUUGGGAAUCUUCCUUAAAUUCCAAGAAACUCCAAUCGUCAAAGCCAACAACCGGGACCUCUCCUACAUCCUCCUGGUCUCCCUCCUGCUUUCCUUCUUGACCCCCUUCCUGUUCAUCGGUCAGCCAACCAAACCAACCUGCCUCCUGCGACAAAUGGUCUUCAGCAUCAUCUUCUCAACUGCCACCUCUUCUGUCCUAGCAAAGACAAUCACAGUAGUGGUGGCCUUCUUGGCCAGAAAACCAGGGAAUAAACUGAAGAGAUGGCUGGGAAGGAGCUUGGCCAACUCCAUCAUUCUCUGUUGUUCCAGUGUCCAAGUUUUCAUUUGCACCAUCUGGCUGGCCACUUCUCCGCCAUUUCCUGACUCCAAUAUGCACUCACAGCCUGGAGAAAUUGUUCUGCAAUGCAAUGAAGGAUCUGUCCCCAUGUUUUACAGUGCUCUUGGCUACAUGGGCUUCCUGGCUGCCGUCUGCUUCAUGGUGGCUUUCCUGGCCCGGAACCUCCCUGGGGUCUUCAACGAAGCCAAGCUGAUCACCUUCAGCAUGCUGGUCUUCUGCAGUGUGUGGGUCUCCUUUGUGCCCACCUACCUGAGCACCAAAGGGAAGUACAUGGUGGCUGUGCAGGUCUUCUCCAUCUUGGCCUCCAGUGCUGGGCUGCUGGGCUGCAUCUUCAUCCCCAAGUGCUACAUUAUCAUUCUGAAGCCAGAUCUGAAUACAAAAGAA